Triplophysa dalaica is the source of this 10799-nucleotide messenger RNA. RefSeq names its product fibrillin 2b (gene fbn3). Gene Ontology annotation, molecular function: calcium ion binding. Lineage: Eukaryota; Metazoa; Chordata; Actinopteri; Cypriniformes; Nemacheilidae. The coding region runs from base 239 to 8896 and encodes 2885 amino acids. The transcript has 65 exons. The record is from RefSeq and is a predicted model, not a curated record.
AGGGCAAUUCACUCUCUCUUCUCCCCCUCACAGGGGCAACAGUGCAGUUUUCCAUUCAGUGGAUCAUAUCCCGUGACAAUAACGGACUCCUCCGGGCAUUCCGACACAUCUGAGCCCGGAGUUCUUUUACAUCACACACUUGAGGGGACACGUCUAAAGAGCUAAUUGAGAAGGAAGAGGUUUAUUACGGGCGAGGCACGUUUAACAGGAGGUUUCAGGAGUUGCACAGCAGGGCCCAAUGGGAGCCUGGAAGCUGGCCAAGGUGGUGCUUGGAUGGGUCGCAGUCUGGUGGGCUACUGCGUAUUCGGUGUUGGCACAGGCUGAUGGAGAUAUCCAGGCCAGCCGAUUCAUUGGAAAACCAGAAGGGGAGGUGCAACUGAGGGUCCGCCGGAGAGGCCAGGAGUCCCUUAGGGGGCCCAAUGUAUGUGGUUCUCGCUUUCACUCCUAUUGUUGUCCUGGAUGGAAAACGCUUCCUGGAGGGAACCAGUGCAUCGUUCCGAUCUGUAGGAACUCAUGUGGCGAUGGCUUCUGCUCAAGGCCCAACAUGUGCACUUGCUCUAGUGGCCAUCUUUCCCCAAGCUGUGGAGCGGCCGCAGUCCAGUCCUGCAGUGUUCGUUGUAUGAAUGGAGGAGCUUGUAAUGAAGACGCCUGCUCGUGUCAGAAGGGCUAUACAGGAACUCACUGCGGCCAGCCUGUGUGUGAAAAUGGAUGUCAAAAUGGCGGCCGCUGCAUCGGUCCCAACAGAUGUGCCUGCGUCUACGGGUUUACCGGGCCACAAUGUGAAAGAGACUACCGGACCGGACCUUGCUUCACGCAGGUCAACAACCAGAUGUGCCAAGGUCAGCUGAGCGGCAUCGUCUGCACCAAGACGCUGUGCUGCGCCACCAUCGGGCGAGCUUGGGGUCACCCGUGCGAGAUCUGCCCCGCCCAGCCGCACCCCUGCCGAAGAGGUUUCAUUCCCAACAUCCGCACCGGUGCCUGCCAAGAUGUGGAUGAAUGUCAGGCUGUUCCCGGAUUGUGCGCUGGAGGAAACUGCAUCAACACUGUCGGAUCGUACGAGUGCAAAUGUCCCGCGGGCCAUCGGCAAAGCGAGACCAACCAGAAGUGCGAAGAUAUCGACGAAUGUGCUACUAUCUCUGGAGUAUGCGACGGUGGAGAAUGUACGAACACGGCCGGCAGCUACGUCUGCACCUGUCCGCGAGGUUACGUCACCAGCACAGAUGGGUCCAGAUGCGUCGAUCAAAGAGUCGGUACAUGUUUUUCCUCUGUGACGAGCGGGCGUUGUGCGUCUGAAGUGGCGGGUCAGUACACAAAGCCGCAGUGUUGUUGUGAGACGGGCCGCUGCUGGGCCCUCGGACACAUUCCAGAGAUGUGUCCUGUCAGGGGAUCGGAUGAAUACAGACGUCUUUGCAUCCAGAGGCUUCCGUUCGCCACCGGUAAUGGAGGGGGAAUCCACGGGGGGACCAUCAACGGUGGCGUUGUUUAUAACGGUGGCGGCGGCGGCGAUUUCAAUGGCGGUUUCAACGGUUACGGCGUCAAACACCCAACGCAGAAUGGAAACGGGGGCACGUACAUUUCCAGUGGCAUCGGCGGCGACCCGACUGGAAACGGCAACGGAGGCCCAAAGAUCAGCCAGUUGAAUGAGACCACUAUCGAUGUGUGCAAGCACUUCAACAAGCUGUGUCUCAACGGCCGCUGCAUUCCCACGCCAACCAGCUACAGGUGCGAAUGCAACAUGGGGUACAGGCAGGAGGACGUGCGUGGAGUAUGCAUCGAUGUUGACGAGUGUUCCAGUAACCCUUGUAUCAAUGGAGACUGUGUCAAUUCUCAAGGAUCAUAUCUUUGCAAAUGCCAUGAAGGAUACCAGAGCACCCCCACCAAACAAGCUUGCAUUGACAUUGACGAGUGUAUCGUGAACGGUGUGAUGUGUCGUAACGGCCGCUGCGUGAACACAGAUGGAAGUUUCCAGUGCAUCUGUAACGCUGGUUUCGAGGUCAGCCCUGAUGGCAAAAACUGCAUCGAUCACGAUGAAUGUGCCACCACCAACAUGUGCCUUAACGGCAUGUGUAUAAACGAAGAUGGAAGUUUCAAGUGUAUCUGCAAACCUGGAUUUGCUUUGGCACCCAACGGACGCUACUGUACCGACAUUGAUGAAUGCCAGACGUCAGGCAUCUGUAUGAACGGCCGCUGUGUUAACACUGAGGGCUCGUUCCGCUGCGAGUGUCCUCCCGGUCUGGCCAUCGACAUGGACGGGCGUGUGUGUGUAGACACCCACAUGCGCUCCACCUGCUACGGAGCAAUUAAGAUGGGCACCUGCUCUCGUCCGUUCCCAGGUGCGGUGACCAAAUCGGAGUGUUGCUGUGCCAACCCAGAGCACGGCUUUGGAGAGCCCUGCCAGCCCUGUCCCGCGUUAAACUCGGCCGAAUUUCAGGCGGUGUGCAGCAGCGGGCCUGGGAUUACCACAGAUGGACGAGACAUCAACGAAUGCGCUUUGGAUCCGGAUAUCUGUCAGAACGGGAUCUGCGAGAACCUGCGCGGAAGCUACCGUUGCAUCUGUAACAUCGGCUAUGAGUCAGACGCUAGCGGCAAGAAUUGUGUCGACAUUAACGAAUGUUUGGUAAAUCGCCUAUUGUGCGAUAACGGCAUGUGCCGAAACACGCCCGGAAGCUACACAUGCACGUGUCCCAAAGGAUUUACCUUCAAAGCGGACUCAGAGACAUGUGAAGACAUCAAUGAAUGCGACUCAAACCCUUGCAUCAACGGCAUUUGUCGCAACGUGGCGGGAUCCUUCAACUGCGAAUGUUCUCACGGCAGCAAGCUGGACUCUACCAAUACCAUCUGUGUGGACAGCAUGAAAGGAACUUGCUGGCUCAACAUUCAGGACGGCCGCUGUGAGGUGAACAUAAACGGGGCCACACUGAAGUCAGAGUGCUGUUCUACUCUGGGGGCCGCCUGGGGAAGCCCCUGCGAACGCUGUGAAGUCGAUACAGCCUGCUCCAAAGGUUUCGCUCGAAUGAAAGGACUCGUCUGUGAAGACAUUAAUGAAUGUGAAGUCUUCCCCGGCGUGUGCACAAACGGUCGUUGCGUGAACACGCAGGGCUCGUUCCGAUGCGAGUGUCCUGAGGGACUCACGCUGGACGGAGCCGGACGAACAUGUGUCGACAUCCGCAGCGAGCAGUGUUACAUGAAAUGGGACGAGGACGAGUGUGGCGAACCCUUACCGGGCCGGUACCGUGCGGAUCUGUGCUGUUGUACAGUGGGAGCGGCGUGGGGUGUGGACUGCGAGGCGUGUCCCAAAGCCGGUACACCCGAAUUCAAAACCAUCUGCCCUAGAGGACCUGGAAUUGCCAACCGUGGGGACAUUCUCACAGGAAGACCCUUCUAUAAAGACGUGAAUGAAUGUAAGGUCUUCAGAGGUCUGUGUUCUCACGGAACGUGCCGGAACACCAUCGGAAGCUUCAAGUGCCGCUGCGAAAGCGGUUUUGCGCUCACCAUGGAGGAGAGAAACUGUACAGACAUCGACGAGUGCACCAUCUCUCCUGACCUAUGCGGUCAAGGCACCUGCGUCAACACGCCUGGCAGUUUCGAGUGUGAAUGUUUCGAGGGUUAUGAGAGCGGCUUUAUGAUGAUGAAGAACUGCAUGGACAUUGAUGAGUGCGAGAGAGAACCCCUGCUGUGUCGCGGGGGCACGUGUCUGAACACAGAGGGCAGUUAUGAGUGCGACUGCCCCCCAGGACAUCAGCUUGGAGAGGGAUCUGUGUGUGAAGAUGUGAACGAGUGUCAGUUAAGCGAUACCUUGUGUAGGAAUGGCCACUGUGUUAACAUGGUUGGCACGUACCAGUGUUCCUGUGACACGGGUUACCAGGUCACGCCUGAUAGACAAGGCUGCGUGGAUAUCGACGAGUGCACCAUCAUGAACGGAGGUUGUGACACACACUGUACGAACUCUGAGGGCAGUUACGAAUGCAGCUGUAGUGAAGGUUACGCUCUCAUGCCCGACCUGAGGUCCUGCGCCGACAUCGACGAGUGCGAGGACACUCCAGACAUCUGCGACGGGGGCCAGUGCACGAACAUCCCUGGAGAAUAUCGCUGCAUCUGCUAUGACGGUUUUAUGGCUUCCAUGGACAUGCGGACUUGUAUCGAUGUGAACGAAUGCGACCUGAACCCCAACAUUUGCCUUCACGGAGACUGUGAGAAUACCAAGGGUGCUUUCAUUUGCCAUUGUCAGCUGGGAUACUUCGUUAAGAAAGGCUCCACGGGCUGUACAGAUAUUAACGAAUGUGAGAUUGGCGCUCAUAACUGCGACAUGCACGCCACUUGCGUCAACUCUCCCGGUAGCUUCAAGUGUCGUUGCCGUGACGGCUGGGAGGGCGAUGGAAUCAAAUGCGUCGAUGUUGACGAGUGUGUCAGCGAGGACCACAACUGUAAUCCUAACGCUGAGUGCAUGAACACGCCGGGGUCGUACCGCUGCUCGUGUAAGGAGGGCUUCAACGGAGACGGAUUUACCUGCUCUGAUAUGGAUGAGUGUGCAGACAAUGUGAAUCUUUGUGAGAACGGGCAGUGUCUGAACGCCCCGGGCGGAUACCGCUGUGAAUGUGAGAUGGGCUUCACGCCUACUGAGGACAGCAAAGCAUGUCAAGACAUCGACGAGUGCACCUUCCAGAACAUCUGCGUGUUUGGGUCGUGCCAGAACUUGCCCGGAAUGUUCCGCUGCGCGUGUGACUACGGAUACGAGCUGGACCGCAGUGGAGGAAACUGCACAGACAUCAACGAGUGUUUCGACCCUGUGAACUGCAUCAACGGCCUGUGCAUCAACCUGCCAGGCAGCUACCUGUGCAACUGCCCCCCAGACUUUGAGCUCAACCCCACCGGAGUGGGCUGUGUCGACACGCGCGUUGGAAACUGCUUCCUGGACACUUUGGACCGUGGCGAUGGAGGAAUUUCCUGCAGCGCUGAGAUCGGUGUGGGCGUGACUAGGGCCUCCUGUUGCUGCUCGCUGGGCGGAGCUUGGGGCAACCCCUGUGAACUCUGCCCUCCUCUUAACUCGUCCGAGUACAAAACUCUCUGUCCUGGAGGAGAGGGCUUCAGGCCGAAUCCCAUCACCGUCAUCCUUGAGGACAUCGAUGAAUGCCAGGAGCUCCCGGGGCUGUGCCAGGGGGGCAACUGUGUCAACACAUUUGGCAGCUUCCAGUGCGAGUGUCCGGACGGCUACUACCUCAACCAAGAGACGCGCAUCUGCGAAGAUAUCGAUGAAUGCACGGCUCACAUCGGCAUCUGUGGACCGGGAACAUGUUACAACACUCUGGGAAACUACACAUGCGUCUGUCCGCCGGAGUACAUGCAGGUUAACGGAGGAAAUAACUGCAUGGAUAUGAGAAAGAGCGUGUGCUAUCGGAACUUCAACGACACGUGCGAGAACGAGCUUUCCUUCAACAUGACAAAGAAAGUGUGCUGUUGUGCGUAUAAUGUUGGCAAAGCCUGGAACCGACCGUGUGAACCAUGUCCCCCGCCGGCUACCUCUGAGUACCAGCUCUUAUGUGGAAACCAGGCACCUGGAUUCAUCAUCGACAUUCACACCGGAAAACCCAUCGAUAUCGACGAGUGUCGGGAAAUUCCAGGCAUCUGCGCAAACGGAGUGUGCAUCAACCAGAUUGGAAGUUUCCGUUGCGAAUGUCCAAUGGGCUUUAGCUACAACAACAUUCUGUUUAUAUGUGAAGACAUUGAUGAGUGUAACAGCGGAGACAACCUGUGCCAGCGUAACGCCAACUGCAUCAACAUCCCUGGUAGCUACCGCUGCGAAUGCUCGGAUGGGUUCAAGCUGUCGCCUAGCGGAGCUUGUCUGGACCGCAACGAGUGUCUGGAGAUCCCGAAUGUUUGCAGUCCCGGCGAGUGUAUCGACACUCAGGGAAGCUAUCGCUGUCUGUGCCACAACGGCUUUAAGACAACGGCGGACCAGACCAUGUGCAUGGAUAUCGACGAGUGUGACCGACAGCCGUGUGGAAAUGGUACCUGUAAAAACACAGUGGGUUCCUACAACUGUCUGUGCUUCCCCGGUUUCGAGCUCACCCACAACAACGACUGCAUGGAUAUUGACGAGUGCGUCGUGCACGCCGGUCAGGUCUGUAGAAACGGCCAGUGUAUCAACAGCAUGGGUUCCUUUAAGUGUCUGUGUACUGAUGGAUAUAACCUCACGCCGGAUGGAAAGAACUGUGUCGAUAUCAAUGAAUGUGUCAUUUUCCCGGAUGCCUGCCAACCCGGAACCUGUCAGAACCUGGACGGCUCAUUCCGCUGCAUCUGUCCACCGGGAUACGAAGUUCAGAACGACCAAUGUGUCGAUAUCAACGAGUGUAACGUGGAGCCCAACAUAUGUCAGUUUGGCAUCUGUAAAAACACGCCGGGCACUUUCCAGUGUAUCUGCCAGCCUGGUUUCGUGUUGUCUGAUAAUGGCCGACGCUGCUUCGAUACCCGUGAGAGCUUCUGUUUCACACGAUUUGAAUCUGGAAAAUGCACCGUACCCAAACCCCUUAACAACACCAAAGCCAAAUGCUGCUGCAGUCUCCUGCCGGGCGAGGGAUGGGGCGACCCCUGCGAAUUGUGCCCACGAGUCAAUGAAGCGGCUUUUCAGACUUUGUGUCCUUAUGGUCACGAAGCCGUGCUGAGACCCGGAGAAGGUCGAGAGGACAUGAACGAGUGCAUUGAAAACCCGGGAAUCUGCGGCAACGGCUUGUGCAUCAACACGGACGGCUCGUUCCGCUGCGAGUGUCCGUUCGGCUACAACCUGGACUACACGGGCGUCAACUGCGUCGAUACGGACGAAUGCUCCAUCGGAAACCCUUGUGGAAACGGGACUUGCACAAAUGUCCUGGGUGGGUUCGAGUGCUCCUGUCAGGAAGGUUUCGAACCCGGUCCCAUGAUGACCUGUGAAGACAUCAACGAAUGUGCCGUGAACCCACUGCUUUGCGCCUUCCGCUGCGUCAACACCUUCGGCUCGUACGAGUGCAUGUGCCCGACGGGAUACGUGCUCCGCGACGACAACAGGAUGUGUAGAGACCAGGAUGAGUGUGCUGAAGGUCUGGAUGACUGUGCGUCCAGAGGCAUGACCUGCAAAAACCAAAUCGGCACCUUUAUGUGCAUCUGCCCACCCGGCAUGACCCGCCGCCCUGAUGGAGAGGGCUGUAUGGACCUGAACGAGUGCCGCGCUAAACCUGGAAUCUGUAAGAACGGUCGCUGCGUCAACACCAUUGGCAGUUACCGGUGUGAAUGUAAUGAGGGUUUCGAGCCAAGUUCCAGUGGCACUGAAUGCAUUGAUAACAGGAAGGGCUUCUGUUUCAUGGAGGUUCUGCAGACCAUGUGCCAGCAAUCCUCCACCAACCGCAACACCGUCACCAAGUCAGAGUGUUGUUGUCACGGAAGUCGCGGCUGGGGCUCGAUGUGCGAGUUGUGUCCUCUGCCAGGCACCGUACAGUAUAAGAAAAUGUGCCCACUCGGCCCCGGAUACACCACAGACGGCAGAGAUAUCAAUGAAUGUGAGGUCAUUCCCAACCUGUGUAAGAACGGCCAGUGUAUCAACACCAUCGGUUCGUUCCGUUGUCACUGUAAUAUGGGUUACACUAAUGACUUCACUUCCACUUCCUGCGUUGACCUGGACGAGUGCUCUCAGUCGCCCAAACCGUGUAACUUCCUGUGUAAGAACACAGAAGGCAGCUACCUGUGCUCCUGUCCCAGAGGAUACAUCCUUCAGCCUGACGGAAAGACCUGCAAAGAUCUGGAUGAGUGCUCGACCAAACAGCACAACUGUCAGUUCUUGUGUGUCAACACCAUCGGUGGCUUCACCUGUAAAUGUCCCACGGGCUUCACUCAGCACCAGACAGCAUGCAUAGACAACAACGAAUGUGGCGGACAAACAAGUGCGUGCGGUUCCCAAGCCUCCUGUACGAACACGCCCGGAAGCUUCAACUGCGAGUGUCAGAAGGGCUUCUCAUUGGACGGCACAGGGAUUAACUGCGAGGAUGUUGACGAAUGCGGAGGAAACCACCGCUGUCAGCACGGCUGCCAGAACAUGAUGGGCGGUUUCCGCUGCGGGUGCCCGCAAGGCUACGUUCAACACUACCAGUGGAACCAGUGUGUGGACGAGAACGAAUGCGCCGGGAACCAAGCAUGUGGUUCGGCAUCUUGCUACAACACGCUGGGCAGCUUUAAGUGCGUGUGUCCGUCAGGGUUCGACUUUGACACCUCGGCCAGCGGAUGCCAGGAUGUUAAUGAAUGCUCCAUGGGCAAUAACCCCUGCAGCUAUGGCUGUUCUAACACAGAUGGCGGUUACUUGUGCGGAUGCCCCGGGGGCUUCUACCGAGCAGGACAAGGUCACUGCAUCACAGGAGUGGGCUUCCAGGGUCAGUUUGGCUCAGAAGGCGAAGAAGAGGAAGAGGCCCUCUCACCUGAGGCUUGCUAUGAAUGCAAGAUUAACGGUGACCUUGGAAAGAGAGGCCGUCAUAGGCGUAACGCUGGCGAUAAUGACCUCAAAGAGACGGUGAGCAUGGCCAGCAUGGACGUUCAGACUUCCAUCCCCAUGAACCUGAGUCUUGCGCAACUGCAGAACAAAGAACCCUUGCUGGAGUUGCUUCCCGCUUUGGAGCCACUCGAGCACCACGUGCGCUACGUCAUAACACACGGAAACCAAGGCGAGCACUUCCGUUUGCUUGAGCGACGUGAUGGAAAGAGCAUGUUGCGCUUGGGCCGGAGGCCGCCCCCUCCUGGAUUGUACCGUCUGGAGAUAGCCAGCUUGCCACUGUUCGGACCUCGCAAACUCCAGGAACUGGAGGACGAGCAUGACAGCGACUACCUACUGGGAGAGAUCGGCGACGCGCUGCGCAUCAAGCUGCACAUCCACCUGCACUGAGACUGCUUGAUCCCUGACCCCACGCCCUUCAUUAUAGGGUGUUAGCUCUGAAAGACUGUGUCCUAUUAGCGCCAUUUUUUUGGGUUUCGUGUUUUAUUUACCGACUGAUUCCACCAUUAUAUCAAAGCAGACUGAAACCAGGUUGGGUGGAAAACGUACACACGCAGCUUUUAAUCUGCAGCUGUGUGUCAGCAUUAUUCGUUAGCCUUAGCACCCACGUUCACUGGACGUACAAUCAGAAAUAUUUUCUUACUACAGUUGUAAACUGUUACAAGUUUCAUAAUAACAAUUAAUACGUAUCAAGUCUUUAGUGCACAUAAAAAUUUGCAUUGUAUAAACAGCGAAGCAACACAAUAUGAAAAUCCAUUCGCCGCGCUGUUGUCUCUGGGGUCAAAAGGUAAACCAUUCAGUAUUUUGUGUCGUUCAUCAAGUAAUGAACUGUUUGUGAAGAAAAACUAAAUUACACACGGACAGCAUUUACUAGCACAACAUGUUCAGGUUUAAACAAGUUGAGAGUUGGAAAACUGUCAGGGAGAUGCUCGAAAUGCAAACUUUCACACGAGAGAUCUGGUGCUUUUGGAGUGCCACACGUGUUACCUCAUUUUACGCCCUUACAAUAAUACACACAUAUACAUGCAGCAGUUGAGAUAGCAGAGGUGCUAAACACUGCAUAUUUACUGGAACUACUCUACUGUGUAGUCAAUCAGGGAAUUUCAUUCCAAAAAUAGCGACAAACAUCCAAAGAAUUGGUCUGAAUUUGAACGAAUCAACCAGUGGUCAUUUCUUGAUGGUGCAUAAGGACUGUUUGGCAAGCCGUCUUCCAAAAUACACUCCAAAUGCGGGCACGAAAACAAACUUUUAACCUCGAUAUGGGAACGACAAACAGAGGUGCUAGAAUUCCAACUUACGCUGUAAACGAAAAUGCUUGAUUUGUGGAUUGCCGACGUGACAUUUUUAAAGGUUUUUUAUUUUGUGUGUGUGUUGGUCUUUUGUACUGUCUCAAUGCUGAAAAAUCAAUACUAUCAAAUUGCUUGUUGAAACUAAAUUGUAUAUUUUAAAGUGAUAUGUAGAUUUUGUUUGUGCCUUUGUUUUGUUUUGUUAUUAUUCUUGAGCAUCAAGACCAAACCAAAUAUUUACAUGUAAACUUUAGAUAAAUAUCCUUGCUGUUGAGUUGUACUCUGAAACAUGAAUUAAAGUAACGAAUAGCGUCAGUGGCGAGCACAACAUGCGACUGUUUACAUGAGACCAUUAAGCUUUAACUCAACAUCGAAAUACUGUUUUUUUUUUAUUGCAACGUCAGGCUGUCUUCCAAAGCUGUGUCCUGACUUUUGUUUUAUAUGAGUUAACUUGGGCAUGGUAACGUGUUUUUGUCUCUGGUGCUACAAUGACGAAACUCUUGAUCAUCUACGUAACUGCACUGUACGACAGCCUGAGCUCUAUUUAUGCAUAACCAUUUGUCUAACAUGGGAUCUUUGUAUACUUGCAUAUUUUUGUUGAUGCCACUACAUGUAAACGAACGAAUGUGUGUGUAACUGUACUGUUUGUCAUAAACAAGCAACAAACUUGAAAUAUUACUGUCAUCAAAACUACAGUGUCGUUACGAACUUCAGACCAAUGCAACUGUACUGUGGGUGCUCAGGAUAACGCUGAAUAGUCACUUCUGAUACAUUUCCAAUGUGCCUUGACAAGGCGUCUAUAGGGAUUCUUUGAGCCACGAAGAUCCGUGACAGAGACGUUCUUGAGUAACGAUGUUACUAAAUAAUUCCAAAUGCAUUCAUUGUGUUAUUAAAAAAAUACAGUUGCGUUGUAAUGCGUUCAUGAGUCACACCCCAGUGAGCCGCACAGUUUUUUUGUAAACAUCUGUAAGAAACAACAAUUGCAAUAAAACAACAUGGGUUAUAUU